GGGAUGUAGAAUUAGUCUCGCUGCGGCUGUGAGCUCUGUGAGUUCCCAUGCUCGGCUGAAAAACUUGUUGAAAAGGACCCCGGUUAUUGUCAUUGUCUCAUUCUCACCUGCUGUGUGAAACUCAGUGGUGCUGAUUCAGGUGCCUGGAAACCCUGGGGAUCGUGGAAUAAAUGGGCCUCUGAUUGGGGACAGGAGGGGCGGCGUCUGAGAAGUCCCGGUGGGAGGCAUGAGGGAGGGUCGGCUGCCAGGGACCUCACAGAGCCCCACUGUGUCCACCGCAGCACGUUCUCUCUCAGCUGGUCUGCAGGUAAUGCGUGCUGUGUGCUCUGUUUUCCUGCAGGGGACACUGUGGUCAGGAAGGAGACUGCCGGGUGAUAGUGGGGGGAUGGGAGGGGUGGGCCAGGAACCCCCGGCCCUCUCUGCAGGGGCAGCCACUUCCAGUCCUGAGCAGUGUGAUUGAUCCGGGAUGGGGCCCUUUCUCUUGCUGUGAGAAGCAGGAAAUUGAAGCCCGUCGGUCACAGUGCUCUCAGACAUCAGAGCGGGGGACGAGGAAGAAGGCCGAAUGCAGAUAUGGCCUCGGAAGGCUCAUUUCUCUUUGAAUCCCUGCAGCGUGUGUGGGAGGCCGUGUGGCUUGGUGGCUUCUUGGGGGCAGCCAUGUGCUUGCCCAGCACGCUGCUCCCAGGACCAAGGAGAGCCCAGCGGGUGGCGGGCACGUCGCUGGCGCCUCACCACCGAUGAGCAGUCACUACCUCUCUGUUCCAUUCGGUUACAACCGAGUAAGCGAGUGGGGCAGAUCGCUGCGAGUGCAUUGGAUACUUGAUGAAACCUCAGGCUGCCUGGCCGUGGGGAGGGGUGUGCGUGAGUAAUGUUUCCCCCUCACAGUCACGUAGCUGGUCAGAGCUGGGGCUGAAAGCCGGGCUUCCGAUCGCUAAUCCCAGACGCUAUUCACGCCGAGCGCCGUGAGGGUCUGCAUUCUUUCCGGCAGAGACGGUCUCCUUUUUCCUGGAUUUUCCUGUCUGUCAUCCAUCCGUCUCAUCAUUAAUUCCCUCACCUUGUUCCGUAGAGGAGGCAAGAGACCCACAGAAGAGCUGUCUAUUGCUUGGACAUAUGUGACGCCCACGCUGGCUGGGGGCUCCGAGCAUGGCUGACACCAUCUUCGGCAGUGGCAGCCAGCAGUGGGUCUGCCCCAAUGACCGGCAGCUCGCCCUGCGAGCCAAGCUGCAGACAGGCUGGUCUGUGCACACCUACCAGACCGAGAAGCAGAGGAAGAGCCAGAGCCUCAGCCCGGCCGAGGUGGAGGCCAUCCUGCAGGUCAUCCAGAGGGCCGAGCGGCUGGACGUCCUGGAGCAGCAGAGGAUCGGGCGGCUGGUGGAACGGCUGGACACCAUGAGGCGCAACGUGAUGGGGAACGGCCUGUCCCAGUGUCUGCUCUGUGGAGAGGUGCUGGGCUAUCUGGGCAGCUCGUCCGUGUUCUGCAAAGACUGCAGGAAGAAAGUCUGCACCAAGUGUGGGAUCGAGGCCUGCCCUGGCCAGAAGCGGCCCCUGUGGCUGUGUAAGAUCUGCAGUGAGCAGAGAGAGGUCUGGAAGAGGUCGGGGGCCUGGUUCUACAAAGGGCUCCCCAAGUACAUCCUGCCCCUGAAGACCCCCGGCCGGGCUGAUUACCCCCACUUACGACCUUUGCCUGUGGAACCGGCUGAGCAAGAGCCCAGAAGCACGGAGACCAGUCGAGUCUACACGUGGGCCCGUGGGAGAGUGGUUUCCAGCGACAGCGACAGCGACUCGGACCUCAGCUCCUCCAGCCUGGAGGACAGACUCCCGCCCCCUGGGCUCGGGGACCCGAAAGGCGGCAGAUCCAGGGGGGACUCAGGUGGCAGCGUGGAGUCCCCCAAGAUGGAGCUCACCCACCCACCCAGCCACCUGUCAGGGAGCCAGAGCAGCCUGGCCAGCGAGGCCGGGACCGGCUCUGCAGACCCACAGAGGGGCACCCCACCCUGGCCGGACCCAAAGGGCUCCAGCAAAAGGCACACCCGGGCGAGUCCCCGCUGCUGACUGGCCCAACGAGCCCUCCGCCUGCCCUGGGCAGAGGCCUGCAGGGCGCACGGGCAGGCUUUCCAGUUGGAAGAGUGAGAGAGCGC
Molecule: messenger RNA, 2135 nt
Organism: Myotis brandtii (Brandt's bat)
Lineage: Eukaryota; Metazoa; Chordata; Mammalia; Chiroptera; Vespertilionidae
Gene: RPH3AL
Product: rabphilin 3A-like (without C2 domains)
Exons: 9
Coding region: 1141-2049 (302 amino acids)
Biological process (GO): intracellular protein transport
Molecular function (GO): small GTPase binding
Source: RefSeq, a predicted model, not a curated record